AUAGCAGUGCUAUUAAAUUAUACAAAAUUGAGGUAGAUUACGCUUGUCAUGAAUCUGAUUAUUCAAUAGCCUUCGUAACAUUCGAUUAAUUCGAUUAUUUCGUUAUUCGUUUAAAUUAAAUACUUUAAUAAUUGUGAAGUGAAUUUUUCUUUUUUAAAUCGAAUAAAUCUAACUAAAUAUUAACAUAUUGAAAAAAGAUUUAAUUAAAGAUCAUACAUUAGUAUUGUGUAUGUAGAUAUUUGGAUGAUCGAAGGUCAACGUUUAUUCAAUGUCGAAUUUUUGUAUUAUAAAAUAAGUGACACUAGCGCAACGUAGCGUUACAGAAAAUAAUCAAGAGUUCAGUAGUUAAGUUAGGUUCAUCUUUAGCACCUGUUCAAAACGUGUACAAACGAUAUAAAGAAUUAGUGGGAAAAUUAAAUUUGAUUGUUAAAGUGUGAUUAAAUAUUUUCAUAUCGACAUAGAAUUGUUAAACAAAAUAUUUGAAAAUUAAUUUAUUUGACAGAUUAACAAAUUUUAUCUCAACUCUUUUGAAUUCAUCAAAAUGCGUGCCGAUAAAAACCUUUACGUAUUUCUCUUUUAUUUCCAUUUAUUUAUUUUCGCUUAUUCGGAAAAAAACGAAAGUGUUUUCGUAGCAACAAAUGAAUGGCAAAUUGUUAAAAAAGGCUUAGCGUUACCGAAAGGACUACAUAUAAGAUAUAAUAUGCAAACUGGACUUGUUGAAGCUAAAUUAAUGGAUCAGGAAAAAAAGGAGGAUAAAGAUUUAAAUGAUAGUAACACUUCAAGAUCUUUAAUAUUACAUCCGGAUGAAGUAAUUAAAUCGGAAGAGGAUGAUCCUUUGAUAAAAGAAAAUUUAGAUGAUGUAGAGAUUUCCACUGAUACCAUAAGAAAUUUAUUGAAAAUGAGAGAAAGUGAGAAAACUGAUAAUAAGUCACCUGAUACGAAAGUUCCAAAUGUAAAAAAUAACUUUGAUAACGCACCUAAAUUCAUUAAGAAAUUGCCGUACAAACUUUCAACUAGUGAUAUGGUUCUUGAAUCAGAUAAACAACUUUUUGAUGCCUUAUUUAAAAAAUUUCAAAUAUUUAAAGACACCAUGAGUAAAUCACGUUUACUAGAUAAAGAUAUUGCAAUCAUUUUGGAAACUCUUAAUGCUUUAGAAUACAUAAUUCAUCAUGUCGACAAUGGCCGUUUAUUUGCUAAUAUGGGAGGGUUAACUAAGAUCGUAAUACCGUGUUUGAACAGUACAUAUAGUAAUAUAAAAGCUGAAGCUUUAAAGCUUUUAGGCGCUGCCGCUCAAUUAAAUCCAGAAGUACAAGAUAAAGCGUUAGAAGCAGGUCUAAUACAAAAGGUUCUACGAUUGUUAUGGAUAACUACGAAACAUUUAGUGAAGACUAGAUGUCUUUACGCAUUGAGUGCCUUAAUACGAAAUUUUCCUGAAGCUCAAAAAUCAUUUCUCGAUUAUGGAGGUCUAGAAUUAUUUGUUAAAAUCUUGAUCGAAGAAGACGAAGAUUUUGAAUCAAAAAUCCGAGUUAUGAGACUUGUCAAUGACUUGAUCAUUGAAAGACAAGAUAUAGGAUAUGCUGCUGAACCUGAAGAAUAUGAUGAUAAUACAACAGACGAAUAUGCUGUGACUGCUUUUAGAAAUAGAUUAAUAAUUCAUGGAUAUUGUAAAAAUGUAAUGAAUUUAAUGAUAAGAAUUUUUAAGCAAGAGCUUGACGAUCCAACCAUAAUUGAGAAUUAUGAAUUACUAGAAGUUAUUAUUGAAAAUAUGAUAAGGGUUAGUACCAUAUGUAAAAAAGAAUUUCACAAGAAUCAACAUGAGAUUCUAGAUACUAUUAAUGACUUGGUAGAUUUUUACGAAGACUUAAGCAAAUAUGUUGAUGAGGAUAGUAUCUCGUUAAUCAAUCAACAAAUAAUGUUGGUCGAAAGACUUAUGGUAAUCAUUGAGAUACCAUUGCAUGAUGAAUUGUAAAUAACUUCAACCGAGGAUUGUAUAAAAAAUAAAAUAUAAUUAUGUAUUAUAAAUAAGUUUCAAAACCCAGGGAAAGAGAAUACUAUUCUCGUGUUAAUAUAUAAUAUGCUGCUACAAGCAAUAAUGUGACGUGUAAAAAAUGGAAAUUUGAUUCUGAAAUCAGAAAAUCUAUUAUGUUUUAUAUAG
Molecule: messenger RNA, 2155 nt
Organism: Polistes canadensis
Lineage: Eukaryota; Metazoa; Arthropoda; Insecta; Hymenoptera; Vespidae
Gene: Sil1
Product: nucleotide exchange factor SIL1
Exons: 4
Coding region: 542-1969 (475 amino acids)
Source: RefSeq, a predicted model, not a curated record